Molecule: messenger RNA, 2707 nt
Organism: Chironomus riparius
Lineage: Eukaryota; Metazoa; Arthropoda; Insecta; Diptera; Chironomidae
Source: the annotation of a GenBank genome assembly
UUUUUUUGAGUCAGAUAACUAGCUUUGUCUUGCAAGUCUACAAAUAUUAGUUAAAUUAAACGAUUAGACUUUAUAUUAACUUCUAAUUUCAUACUCAUUAGGUUUAAAGCCCAUGUAAUAAGCAAAAAAGUGUGUAAAAUGUCGAUAGUCAAUUCUUUUUUUGGAUCUGAAAAUCAGACGUUUUGCUCACAAAUACCAAAUAGCAAUAAGACGGUAAUAUUAACCAGCAUCUAUGAGGGAAUUCCACAAACUCUUAUACUUAACGUUAUUGUAUGGAUCAUCCUCAUACUUUUAUUUACAUUGUUAAGACAGCAAGCAUGGGAUUUUCAUAGAUUAGGCUUAGUGAAUAGUCUGUCGGGAAAGAGAUGGACUCAAAUCUUUUAUGCUCAUGGCAACAAUUCAGAAAUACUAAAUAGUUUAAAUAGUAAUGAAAUGAACUCGAAUCAUGAUUCAAAUUUUGAUAUGGAGACUAAUGAGCAAGCAACGAUAAGAAUAUCAAGACAGCCAUCAGUCAAAGACACUGGAUUUUUUUCGUGGAUUGUUGCAACAUGGAAGCUUCGAAAGGAUCAAAUCCUAAAGCAUUCCGGACCAGAUGCUGUACAUUAUCUGUCAUUUCAACAGCACUUGAUUGUCGUUAUGGGAAUCAUUUCAUUUGUUUCAAUUGUCAUAAUAUUACCUAUUAAUUUUCAAGGUAAUUUAUCAGGAGAUGUCAAUUCCUUCUCACACACAACAAUUGCUAAUCUCGAUCCAAACUCUAAACUUUUAUGGGUUCAUACGAUUUUUGCAAUACUUUUCGUACCACUUGUUGUAUUGGUUAUGAGACGAUCAAGUGGGAGAAAUGCUUUCAAAGUCGCACCAACACGAACAAUUAUGGCUGUUGGAAUUUCAAAACCAGACUGCAACAGACAAAUCAUACAAAACUAUUUGCAACAACUUUUUCCGGACAUUGAAAUUCGUGACAUACAGCUUGCGUAUAACGUAAAGAAAUUGACAGAAGUAGCUCAAGAAUAUGAGAAAGUGAUUGAGGCAAGGAUUUAUUGUGAGCAGCAUCGAGGAUCAAUAAAAGUGAAACCUAAUUGCAUGACAUGUAAUACAGUUGAAGCACUUGAGUUUUAUAAAGGAGAAGAGCAGAGAUUGUGUGGGGAAGUUGCAAGACUUCGUGCUAUUGCCUUAAAUGAUGCUUUAGGAAUCGCUUUUAUAUCGGUAUCAUCAACGGGAGCUGCAAAGCAAGUUAUUAUUCAUUUUAAACCGACGGCUGUUAAAGAUUGGAAAUUAAGCUACUCGCCAUUGCCAAGUGAUAUAUUUUGGGAGAAUUUGACACCGAAUACUGCAAAAUGGUAUUUGAGAUGGUUCCUAGUAAAUGCAUUUCUAUUCAUUUUCCUGUUUCUGUUCACAACGCCAGCUUAUCUUGUUGGAAUAUUAAGAUCAAUGGCAUCAAAAAAUGAAAUAAUUGAUAAUCUUACCUCACAGUCACCUUUAGUAACUGAAUUUUUGCCUACAUUAUUACUUUGGAGUUUCACAGCAAUAAUGCCUUUAAUUGUAUCGUUUAGCGAAACAUGGCUCAACCAUUUUACACGUUCUGAUUACAAUUAUGUGGUGAUGACAAAAACUUUUGGAUAUUUAUUAUUCAUGAUUCUAAUUCUGCCUAGUUUGGGUCUUGCAUCGGCAUCAGCUUUUCUCGAAUGGAGCUUUACAGGAGCUAAUAAGAAUGAGACUUAUCGAUUUGAAUGUGUCUUUUUGCCUGAUCGAGGAGCUUUCUUUGUUAAUUAUAUAAUCACAAUGACAUUUAUUGGAACGGCUCUAGAAUUAAUGAGAUUUCCCGAUUUAAUUGUCUACAUUUAUCGAUUGAUGACAUCAAGGAGUGAAGCUGAAACACCAUUCAUUAGGAAAUCAAUUAUCAUAGAGUUCCCCUUCGGUAUACAUUACUCUUGGCAACUAUUAGUCUUUACAAUGGCUGUAUUUUAUUCAGUUGCAUGUCCUCUAAUAACACCGUUUGCCCUUUUGUAUCUUAUAAUGAAAAACUUUAAUGACAAGCAUAAUCUUUAUUUUGCGUACGGACCAUCCCACAUGAUAAGCCAAGGUGGUGGAAAGAUUCAUUCGACUGCUGUGACAAUGACAAAAUUCUCUGUCGUCUUUCUGUUAAUAGUAUUAACUGGAAUAUCCUAUUUUCGUGACGGUAAUCAAUGGACUUUAAGGACCAUGUUUACGGGAAUGUCUCUAUUGAUUUCAUUGACACUUUUUGGAUUCAUGAGUCCAAUUAAGAAAUGCACGACAAAGCCAUUGCCGAUUAUUGAGGAUUACACUUUGCCUCAGCCUGUGUAUAUUGCUGACGUUUUUCUAAACAAUCGAGUUAUGGGAAACUCACCAAGUCAUUUGAGUUAUGGAUCGUCGGACGUUACCGAGUCAGUUACAACUUCAUCACCCCAAAGAGUUUAAAUAGUGAUUCUGUUCUUCAUAAGCUAUUGAUAUUUUUUUUUAGAUAAAUCAUUGUGAUUUUGUAUUCCGCAUCUUAUCAUUCUGUAAAUUGAUAUUUUCAUGUAUUAUUAAAGAAUUUGUUUAUUGUUAUUAUGAUUAUUAAAAUAUUAUUUUUAUUCCAUUGUUCUAAUCAUAUUUUUUUUACAAUUAAACACAAAUAAUAUAUUUUCAUCCCUAAUUUGUAAUUUUAAAGUUCUUAAAAAUUGUAUUGAAUUUGUUUUAAAAAAUAAAA